Fragaria vesca subsp. vesca is the source of this 1027-nucleotide messenger RNA. Its product is annotated as stem-specific protein TSJT1-like. The transcript has 4 exons. The coding region runs from base 110 to 877 and encodes 255 amino acids. The record is from RefSeq and is a predicted model, not a curated record. Lineage: Eukaryota; Viridiplantae; Streptophyta; Magnoliopsida; Rosales; Rosaceae.
CUAUUUCUUGCAAAACAAAAAAAGGAAAAGUAGUAAGCAAAAGAUCAAAGAAGAAAACAGAGCAUAUCUUCAACUGCUAGCUAUUUUGUUCAUCUUCUUCUCAAAAAAAAUGUUGGCCAUUUUCCACAAGGCUUUUGCUCACCCACCGGAGGAGCUCAACAGCCCUGCUUCUCACCAUGGUUCCAAGAAGCCUAAGCUGCCAGAAGAAACCCUCGAGGAGUUUCUCUCCCACCAUCCUCACAACAACUUCUCAAUGGGGUUUGGAGAUGCUGCCGUUCUUGCUUAUGUCAAACCAGACCAACCCUAUUCCCUAAAACAGAGGCUGUUCUGUGGUUUCGAUGAUAUAUACUGUCUGUUUCUGGGGAGCUUGAACAAUCUGUGUAUGCUGAAUAAGCAGUAUGGUCUGACAAAGAAUACCAAUGAGGCCAUGUUUGUGAUUGAAGCUUAUCGGACCCUCCGAGACAGGGGUCCGUACCCGGCUGACCAAGUUGUUAAGGAUCUCGAUGGAAGCUUUGCCUUUGUUGUCUAUGACAGCAAGGUUGGCAGUGUCUUCACUGCACUGGGUUCUGAUGGGGGAGUACAAUUGUAUUGGGGUAUUGCAGCUGAUGGUUCUGUGGUGAUUUCUGAUGAAUUACAUGUCAUAAAAGAAGGAUGUGCUAAAUCAUAUGCUCCGUUCCCAAAAGGUUGCUUCUUUCAUAGUGAGGGAGGAUUGAUGAGCUUUGAGCAUCCGAUGAAUAAGAUGAAGGCAAUGCCCAGAAUUGAUAGUGAAGGUGCCAUGUGUGGAGCUAACUUCAACGUGGACAAAUUCACUAGGAUCAACAGUAUUCCACGAGUCGGCAGCGAAGCAAACUGGAGUGCUGAGUGGACAUCACACUAAGACGACAAGUGACAUUGUGCCUACAGCGUGUCACUGUGACACCGCCUGAACUAAUUACUUGCCUGAACUUUUCUCUUAGUCCGUUCUGCUUAAUUUUCAGUUUGUAACAUUUGGACAAGUAUAAAUAAUGAAAUGAUUUUCAACAUCCGA